This is a messenger RNA of Eimeria necatrix, 558 nucleotides long. RefSeq lists its product as hypothetical. The record is from RefSeq and is a predicted model, not a curated record. The coding region runs from base 1 to 558 and encodes 185 amino acids. The transcript is spliced from 2 exons. NCBI's taxonomy places the organism in Eukaryota, Apicomplexa, Conoidasida, Eucoccidiorida, Eimeriidae.
AUGGGCAUCUCAGCCAUAUUUGCUGCUGCUGCUGCUGCUGCUGCUGCUGCUGCUACUUUUGCUGCUGCGUUUGUUGCUGCUGCUUUUGUCGCUGCUGCCGCUGCAUCUUCUGCUGCUGCUUUUGUUGUCGCGGCUGCUCCUCCUGCUGCUGCAUUUGCUGCUGCUGCUGCCGCCGCAUUUAUUGCUGUCGUUAUUGUUGUUGCUGCUGCUCUUGCUGCUGCUGCUGCUGCUGUUGCUGCUGCUGCUGCUGACAGAACUGACCGGCUGCGGCGUGAGACGGAAACGGAGGCGCGGCGGCUGCGGCAGCAGCUGAGAGACACCGAAGAGAAAUAUGCACAUGACUCGCACAUGCUGAGGUCACGUGCUGCAGCAGCGCAGCAAGAAGCCGGGACGCUGCGGGCUGAAGUGCAGCAGCUGUGCGAAGAAGUCGAGGGGCUGCAGCUCGAGAAGCAAAGACUCCACGAGGCCAUUGCCAGCGUCGAGAGCGACAGCAGGGCCAUCCACGGAAUCUUCAGAAGACACAUGCAGGUGCUGCAGCAGCAGCAGCAGCAGCAGUAG